AUGUGGCGGAAGGACCCGAAGCUAGAUGAAGCCAUAGAGAGAGACAAGAGGUACAAGCUUUGCGCUCGCGUCGUCAGAGAGGUAUUGAACGAGCCAGGACAAGCAAUCCCGCUAUCUUACCUAGAGCGAAGGCGCGAGAGGUUGCACCUCAUGGACAAGAUCAAAACUUUCCUCCGUCGGAACCCACUGCUGUUCGAUACGUGCUACGAUCGAAUCAAACCCAAAUCCGAGCCGGUUCUUUUCGUUCGCCCGAGCCAUCGGUUGAGGAAUUUUCUGGAAGAGGAGAAGAGGAUACAGCUUGAAAACGAGGAGCUGCUCGUCGCCAAACUGUGCAAGUUGUUGAUGAUGGCCAAGGACAAGGUAAUCAGCGCAGAUAAAUUGGUUCAUGUGAAGAGGGAAUUCGGGUUUCCUAAUGAUUUCAUGGUUAGUUUGGUGGACAAGUAUCCUAACUACUUUCGGCUGAUUGGGUUUCCUGGAGAAGGGCAGUCGUUUCUAGAGCUAGUAGAUUGGAACCCUGAAUUCGCUAAAUCGGUUAUUGAGCGGAGAGCCGAGGAAGAGUCCAGAUUAACAGGGAUUAGGGUUCGUCCGAAUUUCAAUUACAAGCUUCCACCAGGUUUUUUCCUGAGGAAGGAGAUGAGGGAAUGGGUUAGGGAUUGGUUGGAACUCGAGUACGUAUCGCCUUAUGUUGAUGCCUCGCAUUUGGAGCAAUCCUCGCCCGAAAUGGAGAAGAGAUCCGUUGGGGUUUUCCACGAGCUGCUAUCGCUUUCUCUGUUCAAGAGGGUUCCGGUCGCAAUUCUUGGCAAGUUUUGUGAAGAGUACAGGUUUUCCAAUGCAUUUUCAAGUGUUUUCACUAGGCAUUCUGGGAUAUUUUAUAUGUCAUUGAAAGGGGGAAUUAAGACUGCAAUGCUCAGAGAAGCUUACAAAGGAAGUGAGUUGAUUGACCGAGACCCAUUGCUGGAAGUAAAAGAUAAGUUUGUGGAAUUGUUGGAGAAAGGCUGGCAGGAGAGAGCUGAGCAGUUGAGGUUGCAAAGGGAAGCAGUCAAGAAGGAUCCUGAAAUGGUGGCAAUGCAAAGCAAAGAUUUAGAUGCGGAAACAAGCAGCGAGGAAUCUGAUAAGGGAGAAGAAGUGGAGGAACCAGUUUCGAAUUCAUGA
Linum trigynum is the source of this 1152-nucleotide messenger RNA. The record is from the annotation of a GenBank genome assembly. Lineage: Eukaryota; Viridiplantae; Streptophyta; Magnoliopsida; Malpighiales; Linaceae.